CAGGAGCAGGAGCAGGCGACGUCGGUGGAGGUGGACUCCAUCCUCUUCGGCUUCUACACCGACGACGAGGUCCGGCGGCUCAGCGUCAAGCGGCUGACCAGGUCCGAGCGCCUCGACGCCAAGAACUGCCCCGUGCCCGGCGGCCUGCUCGACCCCGCCAUGGGCCCCGUCAACGCCAACGACACCUGCAAGACCUGCGCGCAGCAGCCCGGCGACUGCCCGGGCCACUUCGGCCACAUCGAGCUCUCCAAGCCGCUCUUCAACCCGCUGCUCUUCGACACCCUCCGGGACCUCCUCCGCUCCACCUGCUUCACCUGCCGCAAGUUCCGCCUCAGCGCCCAGCUGGUUGACAGGUACGCCCGCGAGCUUGAGCUGCUGGCGAGGGGCGAUGUUGUGCAGGCCAAGAACUUGCAAGAUUCCGCUGUUUUGGAGGAAAGCGUCGAAAUGGACGAGGACGGUUCGGUUGAUAAACCGGCGUCCCCUUCUGACCGAAUGAACAAAACCUGGACAUCCAUCCAGUUGAAAGAGGCCCAUUCUAUCUUCUCCAAGCUGAUGAAAAAGCGGGUGAACAAGUGUGCAAACUGCGGCAUGAAGAACCCGCCCAUCAAAUGCCAGAUAUAUGGUUGGCUCACCAUUCAGGGUACAGAUGGUUCUGCUGUAAGAAGAAAAGCAAUCACUGAUUAUAAUCUUGAAGGAGAUGGCCAUAUUUCCAACCCAAAUGGAACUGGUGUUUCUGGUCUUACGGAUGAUAGAGUUAAAGCAUCAAGCAAUCAAACAAAAGACCUUUCUGAUGAUAGACCUCUCUUGACUACGGAGGUUGAAUCUAUUCUCAAAGACCUGUGGGAAAAGGAAGCCAGGUUCUGCAUGUUACUAUGCGACUUUCAGCAGAAUUUAUGUGUAUCAGAAAAGAGGAGGGGCCAUGAGAUGUUUUUCUUGAAGAGUAUGCUUGUGCCACCAAAUAGAUUCCGUCCCUCAACUAGCUCUAGCCUUGGAAUUAUGGAACAUCCACAAAAUGUUAUGCUAAGUAAAGUGCAAGAGGCCAAUCUUGCGCUACAGCAUGACAAUCCUAAUCACAUGGAUAUUCUUACAAGAUGGAGAGAUCUGCAAACAAGUGUAAAUUUAUUUUACGAUAGUAGUAAAGGCCUUGGAAAAAGCGGGAAAGAUGGUCAUGGUGUCCGACAAUUGGUGGAUAAGAAAACUGGGAUUGUUCGACAGAAAAUAAUGGGCAAGAGAGUUAAUCAUUCCUGCCGUACGGUUAUAUCUCCGGAUCCCUUUUUAGCUGUUAACGAAAUUGGGAUUCCUCCUGCUGCUGCUUUAAAGCUGACUUACCCUGAGAAAGUGACGCCCUGGAAUGCCAAAAAGCUACAAGGAGCUAUAAGUAAUGGCUCGGAAAUUCAUCCUGGUGCGACACACUUGAAGGUUAACAAGCAAACGUAUAAAUUACAGGAUGACCGUACCAAACGUUGUGGCAUUGCUAAGAUGUUGGCUGCUUCUAAAGGAUCAAUUUCUCAACCAGGGAAGGACCCUAAAUGUGAAUUUGAAAGCAAAGUUGUAUAUCGACAUAUUCAAGAUGGUGACAUUGUACUGGUCAACAGACAGCCUACUCUUCACAAGCCCAGCAUGAUGGCCCAUGUUGUUCGUGUGUUGGCUGGAGAGAAGACAAUUCGAAUGCACUAUGCCAAUUGCAGCACAUACAAUGCUGAUUUUGAUGGGGACGAAAUGAAUGUGCACUUCCCGCAAGAUGAAAUAUCUCGCGCUGAAGCCAUCAACAUCGUUGAUGCAAAUAAGCAGUACAUUGGUCCAAGGAGUGGGGAGGCUGUCAGAGGUCUCAUUCAGGACCACAUAGUUGGUGCCGUUCUUCUCACAAGAGUGGGCACUCUCUUAAGCCGUGAGGAAUAUAGUCAGCUUGUCUAUGGGUCUUGUGUGUCCUCAGCUCGAAGUCCUUGUCAAUCUGGCAAAAGGGUAUCUAUUACAAAUGAUGAUGAUACACUGGAACUUCUUAGUCCAGCUAUUUUGAAGCCAAAGCAGCUGUGGACGGGAAAACAGGUCAUAACAACCAUCUUGAACCAUUUAACAAAAGGUCACCCACCAUUUACUGUGGAGAUGGAAGGGAAGAUUCCAGUACAGUAUCUAACACCUAAAAAAUGCGAUGAUGAAGAUAAGACUAUUUCCUCAGAAAAGAAGCAAAAAGAAAAAGCUGUUUCCUCAAAAAAGAAGAAAAAUGAAAAGGCUAGUGCUCAAGAACAAGAAUCUCCUGAAGAACAAAAAGAAACGGCUAGAGCUCCUGAAGAACAAGUUUUACGUAUUCAUGAUAAUCAGCUCCUAACAGGCAUGAUAGAUAAGAAGCAGUUCGGGAACCAUGGGAUAGUUCAUACAGUUCAUGAACUCUAUGGCGCAGAUAUAGCUGGAAGAUUGCUCUCGAUAUUCAGCCGCUUGUUUACAUUGUUCUUGCAGUUUCAUGGAUUUACUUGUGGAAUAGAUGAUCUUUUACUAUCCCAAGAGUCAGAUAAGCAGAGGACGGAAAUUCUGGCAGGAAGUGAGGAACACAGUAAACUAGCCCAUAGGGAAUUUAUAUGCACUGGAGAUGGUGAUAUUAAAGAUCAAGUGAAAUUGCAAAUGGAUGUCGAAAAGGUUGUACGGAGAAUAGGAGAACCCGCGAAUGUCGCGUUGGAUAAAAAGAUUUUAAGUGUACUAAAUGAGUUAACAACUAAAGUCAAUAAAACCAUGUUUCCAUAUGGUCUACAAAAGCCCUUUCCUAGAAAUUGUCUCACUCUUAUGACUGCAACUGGAGCAAAGGGUAGCGAUGUUAACAUGACACAAAUCUCAUCAUUGUUAGGCUCACAAGAUUUAGAAGGAGCGCGUGUUCCACGAAUGUCAUCUGGGAAGUCAUUACCAUGCUUUCCGCCAUGGGAUACUAAUACAAGAGCUGGUGGUUUCGUCAGUGACAGAUUUUUAACUGGUCUCCGCCCUCAAGAGUACUAUUUCCAUUGUAUGGCUGGCAGAAAUGGGUUGAUUGACACAGCUGUCAAAACAUCUCGUAGUGGAUAUCUUCAGCGUUGUCUUAUCAAAAGUCUUGAAUCAUUGUUUGUUUCGUACGAUCACACUGUGCGUAAUGUUGAUGGAUCAAUCAUACAAUUCUGCUACGGAGAAGAUGGCGUUGAUGUCCAUAAAAGUAGCUUUCUCAAUAACUUUGAAGAACUACGAAAUAAUAGAACAGCCGUGUUUCACAGGCUUGAGAGGUACAGUGACGAGCUUGAGAUCUACAGUCGUGAUCCCCUUCUAUUAAAGCCCAAACACAUUACUAAACUGCCUGAAGGACUCACCAACCGUGCAACGGACUUUCUUAGAAAUCAGUGUCCCUGCCUUAAAAAGCUUAAGUUUAAAGAGUGUCGCUGCCGGUAUCGCAUAGAGGAGGAGGAACUAACGAAGUUACUGAAAGUCAAAUACAUGGCUAGUCUUGUCGAUCCUGGUGAAGCUGUUGGUGUGAUCCUUGCUCAGUCCUUGGGAGAACCUUCAACACAGAUGACGCUCAACACCUUUCAUCUUGCUGGAAGAGGUGACAUGAAUGUUACACUUGGGAUGCCUCGGAUACAAGAAAUCCUAAUGAAAGCAUCAGCUAACAUUAGUACGCCUGUUAUGGUGUGCCCUCUGCGUGAAGAUAUCCCCAGGGAUGAAGCUAAACGUCUGGAAACAAAAUUAAGGGGCAUUAGGUUGGCUGAUAUCGUGGAGGGAAUGGAAGUAUGCACAAUUCCUUUUCACAACAGUAAUGGGCAUAUUUCGAGUCUCUACAAGUUGCAGCUAAAACUAUUCUCACCAGAGUGUUACCCUCCUGAGUCAGAACUUACAGUUGAUGAGUGUCAAACAGCCUUGAGAACUGUGUUUGUUGAUGCAAUGGAAUAUGCAAUUGAAAAACACGUAAAUUUUCUACACAAAGUUAGUGGAAUCCAGGAAACUAGGGUAAAGGACACUGAGACCUCACCAUCAGAUGGUCCUGAAGAAUUCGAAAGCAGACCUAUUGAUGGUGAAGAAUCUGGUGCGAGUGAUGGCGACGAUGGAAAUGACGAUGACUUGGGAGCUGAUGCAGAAAAGAGGAAACGACAAGAGAAUGAUGAGAUGGAGUAUGAUGAUGAUAUUGGAGAGGAAGAUGGUAUGAACAGUGACCCUGAAGAAGAGACAAAAUAUGAACUCGAUAAUGAGGAUGGUCCGGCUGAGUCUGGUGAAGAAUCAGAAGAGAAUGAUGAAGGGCAUUUGUCAGAUUCCAGUAACAAGACAGCGAAAUUGGAAAGUAGGCUUGCAGCUGGUAAACUAAAGAAAGGAAAAAAGGAAACCGUGGAAAACUUGGAGGAGCAGAAGCAGGAACAAAUAACCCAGAAACGCAGCAAGAAGCUAAAGCUGACUGUUCAUGUUGAAAGCACAGAUUUAAAAUUUGAGGUUCACUACAUCUUGCACAAGGAACCACAUAUUUUACUAUCCCAGAUUGCCCAGAAGACAUUGAAGUCCCUAUUUGUCAGUGCAUCCCAUAACAAAAGCAUCAGUGAAUGCACAGUUGUUUGGCCGGAGGAGAAAGGCGAUUCCACCACUAAAAAGAAGAAAGGCGAUUCCACCACUAAAAAGAAGAAGAAAGAUGAUUCCUCUCAAGAAGAAGAGAAGAAGAACGAUUCCACUAAUAAAAAUAAACUGCAAACAUCAGGAGUGGACUUUGAGGUAUUCUGGGAUCUGCAGGACUACCUGGACAUCCACAAGCUUACAUCUAACGACAUACAUGCCAUCUUGAAUACAUACGGGGUAGAGGCUGCAAGGGCCACCAUCAUUAACGAGGUGAAGGCCGUGUUUGAGCCCUUUGGCAUCAAGGUAGACCCGAGGCACCUGAGCCUGGCUGCUGAUUUCAUGACCUCAGGAGGCUCCUACCGACCGAUGAACAGCCUCGGGAUGGCCCGGUUCUGCACGUCGCCGUUUGGCAAGAUGAGCUUCGAGCAGGCCACGAGGUUCAUCAUGGAGGCGGCCUACCAUGGGGAGGUGGACAAGCUCACGGGCCCUUCGGCGACCGUGUCCCUGGGGAAACCGGCCAAGACCGGGACCGGUGCCUUUGGGCUGAUGCAGAAUAUCACCCUGGAGGAGCGGGCGGUGAUGUAGGAGCGCCCUAUUCGGACCUUCUUUUGGCAUGGCUGGUGCUCAGAUCACCCAGUUUUGGUCCAAGAAUCGGUUGCCGUGUGUCCAGCCAUCACUCGUGUGUUUUGAUGGAACUAGUCAUGUGAAUAACAUUUUUGUGCUUGCUACGAGGGAAGCGUUGUAAUUCUCGGUUGCUGUUUGUAUCUGCUUUACUAGUCAUGUAGCUUAACUUUCUAUCUGUUUGGUGCGAUGGAUGCAUCUGUUGCAUUGCAGUUACCUUAACUUUCUACCAUGUAUAUGCUCAGAUCACCCAGUUUUGGGUGCACAGCGAGAUGCGUGUUAAUGUACCA
Triticum dicoccoides is the source of this 5459-nucleotide messenger RNA. RefSeq names its product DNA-directed RNA polymerase I subunit 1-like. The transcript is spliced from 20 exons. Gene Ontology annotation, biological process: DNA-templated transcription. Gene Ontology annotation, cellular component: RNA polymerase I complex. Gene Ontology annotation, molecular function: DNA binding. NCBI's taxonomy places the organism in Eukaryota, Viridiplantae, Streptophyta, Magnoliopsida, Poales, Poaceae. The record is from RefSeq and is a predicted model, not a curated record. Bases 160 to 5133 code for a protein of 1657 amino acids.